AUGGCCCCUGUCAAGCACAGGCAGAUCUCCGCCUCCAUCCCGCCUGCAUCACCACUCGGCGGUAACGCACAAGCCCUAUUGGUUGUUCGCAACAACGGCUACAAUGAAGGAGAUCACCAGCAGCUGGCACAAAGCGCUUUCGACACCUCAGCAAGUGGCACUCUGCUGAGACCAAGCUUUAUAUCCGGACGCCUUCCGCCGAAAUGA
Messenger RNA from Penicillium coprophilum, 207 nucleotides. RefSeq lists its product as uncharacterized. Bases 1 to 207 code for a protein of 68 amino acids. Lineage: Eukaryota; Fungi; Ascomycota; Eurotiomycetes; Eurotiales; Aspergillaceae. The transcript has a single exon. The record is from RefSeq and is a predicted model, not a curated record.